AGAGAGCCUGCCAGCCAUGACCGGAGCGCCUGCCCUAGCCCUGCUGCUGCUGGGGCAGCUUCUGACGGCCACCUCUGCGCAGAAAGUGGGACCUCGAGGCCCCCCUGGUCCUCAAGGGCCUCCUGGCAAGCCUGGCAAGGAUGGCAUCGAUGGAGAAGCUGGACCUCCAGGUCUGCCUGGCCUUCCAGGACCCAAAGGAACCUCAGGGAAGCCGGGGAAGCCAGGAGAGGCAGGACUGCCAGGACUGCCUGGCGUGGAUGGUUUGACGGGGAAGGAUGGACCUGCAGGACCCAAAGGCGCCCCCGGGGAACGGGGAAGUCUGGGACCCCCAGGGCCGCCAGGACUUGGGGGCAAAGGCCUCCCUGGACCUCCUGGAGAGGCAGGAGUGAGCGGCCUCCCAGGUGGGAUCGGUCUGCGUGGUCCCCCGGGACCCUCUGGACUUCCAGGCCUGCCUGGCCCCCCAGGACCUCCUGGACCUCCUGGAAACCCUGGAGUCCUCCCUGAAGGUGCUACUGAUCUGCAAUGUCCUGCCGUCUGUCCUCCAGGCCCUCCAGGGCCCCCGGGAAUGCCUGGGUUCAAGGGGCCUACUGGCUACAAAGGGGAUCAAGGAGAAGUUGGCAAAGAUGGUGAGAAGGGUAAUCCUGGGCCCCCUGGGCCUCCUGGCAUUCCAGGCACCGUAGGGCUACAGGGCCCACGAGGAUUACGAGGACUUCCAGGGCCUCUUGGGCCCCCUGGGGACCGGGGUCCCAUUGGGUUUCGGGGGCCACCUGGGAUCCCAGGACCACCUGGGAAAGUGGGUGACAGAGGUGAAAGGGGUCCAGAAGGGUUCCAUGGACCUAAGGGUGACCUGGGCAGGCCUGGUCCCAAAGGAAUCCCUGGAGUGCCCGGACCAGGUGGAGAACCAGGCAUGCCAGGCAAGGAUGGCCAGGAUGGUGUGCCAGGACUUGAUGGCGAGAAGGGAGAGGCUGGUCGCAAUGGUGCCCCAGGAGAGAAAGGCCCCAAUGGGCUGCCGGGGCUCCCUGGACGGGCAGGGUCCAAAGGCGAGAAGGGAGAACUGGGUAGAACUGGGGAGCUGGGUGAGGCUGGCCCCUCUGGAGAGCCAGGUAUUCCUGGAGAUGUUGGUGUUCCAGGGGAGCGUGGUGAGGCUGGUCACAGGGGCUCAGUGGGGGCCCUUGGCCCACAAGGUCCUCCUGGUGCCCCUGGUAUCCGUGGUUUCCAGGGCCAGAAGGGCAACAUAGGAGACCCUGGCCUUCCAGGCCCGCAAGGCCUACGGGGUGAUGUGGGUGACCGGGGUCCAGGAGGCGCCACAGGCCCUAAGGGAGACCAGGGCAUUGCAGGUUCUGAUGGUCUUCCAGGGGACAAAGGAGAGCUGGGUCCUAAUGGCCCCGUUGGACAAAAAGGAGAGUCUGGCAGCCGAGGGGAACUGGGCCCCAAAGGCAUCCAGGGCCCCAAUGGCACCAAUGGAGUCCAGGGUGUACCUGGUCCUCCAGGCCCACUGGGCCUCCAGGGGGUGCAGGGUGUCCCAGGCAUCACAGGGAAGCCUGGCGUUCCGGGCAAGGAAGCCAGUGAACAGCGCAUCAGGGAGCUGUGUGGAGGGAUGAUCAGUGAGCAAAUUGCACAGUUGGCUGCACACCUGAGGAAGCCCUUAGCACCAGGCUCCAUCGGCAGGCCUGGUCCAGCUGGACCCCCAGGUCCCCCAGGCCCUCCAGGCUCCAUUGGCCACCCUGGCGCUCGAGGUCCCCCAGGAUAUCGUGGUCCCACUGGGGAGCUAGGAGAUCCUGGACCUAGAGGGAGCCAAGGUGACAGAGGAGACAAGGGCGCAACAGGUGCAGGGCUAGAUGGGCCUGCUGGCGACCAAGGGCACCAAGGGCCUCAAGGUGUGCCUGGCAUCAGCAAAGAUGGUCGAGAUGGUGCACAUGGUGAGCCUGGUUUUCCUGGUGAUCCCGGCCUUCCUGGAGCUGUUGGUGCUCAAGGAACCCCAGGAAUUUGUGACACCUCAGCCUGCCAAGGAGCUGUGUUAGGAGGAGGUGGGGAAAAGUCAGGGCCUCGGAGCUCAUAAACAAGAACUUAAGU
Molecule: messenger RNA, 2073 nt
Organism: Psammomys obesus (fat sand rat)
Lineage: Eukaryota; Metazoa; Chordata; Mammalia; Rodentia; Muridae
Gene: Col9a3
Product: collagen type IX alpha 3 chain
Exons: 32
Coding region: 17-2059 (680 amino acids)
Source: RefSeq, a predicted model, not a curated record